CUACAUAGUAUAGAAGGUACGGCAGGUGAACAGGAGAAUUUCAAGAGCAUGGGACCUAUCCCUCAGCCUGAGGAAGAACGAGAUAGACCGCACCAUAGCAUGGAUCAGGACAUUGAAAAUGAAGAGCACCCAGAUGUGAUAAUUAACGUUGACCUCUCGGACUCUGACGAUGAAGACGACCCUGACAUUGGUUAUUAUGGUUACCAGGCUAUCCCACAAGACCAUGGAAACAUGAGCGACCAGUCAGAUGAGGAGGUUGAAGAUGGGCCCAUGGAGCACUCAGCCCCUGAGUUCCCUACAGGUGAUGAGUGUGAGCCAGGCUCUGGAGGGGACAUGGGGAUAGCUGGUGUAUAUGCAGACUUUCCAUGCGUGGAAAACCUUCCAAACUACCUGCAGGCUCCAGAUGUACCCAGAUCUGAAAGGCAUGAUCUGUUGUGGAAUCAACCCCGACCAUUGGAUGUUACCAUGGAUACAGGUCACAUGGAGAAGAUCAAGUCAGUGAUGUCAGGAUUCCAGCUACCAUCCUCCAGCAUUCCAGACUGGGCCAGGUCCAUUUCUGACGAUCAGUGGCAGUUCCAGGUUGUGAACAGACUUGUGAAAGCAGAAACCAAUCCAGGGAAUGAGGUUUCAAGUUCAAUUGGAACCAGUCAAGAACUUGCUGUGUCACCAGAUAAAGGAACCAGUUUGAAACAUUCAAAUUCUGAAGAAGGAGAACCAGUCUAGUAUUUAUGCAAGCUAUGCUUAUUCUCUGUGAUAAAGGCUGUUCUGUUUAUUUCAAAACCAGAAAUGUGUUUGUUUUAGAACUUAAGUUAUUUGCAGGGAAAUGUGGUAAGAUUUGGCAAAACUUAAGUCAUUAAAUUAAUAAGACCAGGGGCUAUUCGUCUCUAUGUUUACAAUAUCUUGUUUAGGUCUGAUGCUGUAUCCAUGAAAAAAACAAAACUUAUAAAAAAUUGGAAUUGGUUAUAAACCUUUUUAGUUCCUCUAUGACUUUUUUGUUAUAAAAACAGCCACUUAAAAAGGUACAUGUAGUAGUUUAAUGGUAUCCGGACAAACGGCACCGGGACAAUCGGCACCCAGUGUUUUUUUUUCAUACGCGGACAGUCGGCACCCUGUAAAUUUGUUGACCCGGACAAACGGCACCGGAUUAAAUGUGACGAUAUAGCCCGUCAGCACCUUGUUGAACUAAUUAUGUUAUCAAACCAAGUCCAAGUCCAAAAUGUUAUUGCAUAAACAUAAUAGAAUGUUACAGCACAAUAAAUAAUAGUGACAUAAUACAAGUGUGGAUUGAUUAACGUUAUCUGCUAAUUUGUUGAAUAACACCUAAACAAUUUACAAAUAUCAAAGACAAUUGAGCUGAAAAGAAUUAACAGUUCAAAAGAGUUAGUUAAAAUGUGGUAACUGACUAAUUAUCUGCAACUCAUCUUAUUACCAGUUGUUUAUAAAAAAUAUAUACUAUAUUCGAUAUUUUACCGAGCGGAACUGUCUUUUUAUUAUGCUCCCCCAAAUUUAUUUUGGGGGGAGCAUAUAGUCGCCGCUUCGUCUGUCCGUGUGUGUCUGUCUGUCUGUCUGUCCGUCCGUGCACAAUUUUUGUCCUGGCUAUUUUUCAGCAACUAAAGACUGGAAUUCAAUGAAACUUUAUGGGAAGCUUCACUACCAAGAGGAGAUGUGCAUAUUAUCAGCGGGUUCUGGCCGGAUGAUUUUUCACAUAGUUAUGGCCCUUUGAAAUUUUCCAUAAAAAAAUUAUUGUCCUCCCAACUACUGUGCCCUCAAGACGUUUCCUUUUAUCUGAAUAUAAAGUGCAAUAUUGUGACAAAAAAAACCUUUGGGGAUCAUCACCCGUCUCCGACGGUUUCUUGUUAAGAUCGGAUUUAGUGUUUGUGUGUCGUAUGAAUAGAUAUCGCUGCAGGAAAUUAAAAUGAUCCGUUGUGAAGGAAAGUACAUUGACAUUAAAUGCAUUAUUUUUCUCUUUCUGCAAUAUUGUGUCAGUAUGUUGAUGCUCCUUUAACAAAUAUAAGUGUACUUGAAGUGAAAACACCAAAAAUAAACAACCAGUGCUCACGCUGAUGCCAGACAUUAACGACAAUGGCGAUUAUUUUAUUAACUGGCUAUUAUUUCUUAAAAUUGACAAGAAAAAAUGGCGAUUAUUUUAUCUGACGACAUAAACAAAAGUUUGCCUCUACAAGUUUUCCGGAGAGUGCAAAACGCGUGCAAAUCGGGCCAUCAAGCAGGAAAUUUGGUAUCGAGAUUACUGUUUUCACACUCGACCCUGUGUAUUGUCAUACACGCGUCAAUUAACUUGUGCGACAUUGUUGCCUAGAGCGUUUUUCUCAAUCAGUGUCCGGCAGAAGUGAUAAAUUUUGGAAAAUUUCUUUAAUCUCCCCGUGCUUUACCAAUUAUCGGUAACUGUUAGAUCUUCAUAAUUUUUUGGCAAAUUAUUAUUUAAUCGUCAUUAAUGAAAAUCGCUGCGAAUAUUGUCAACUGGUUUUGUUUUCACGCUGUUUGUUUUCUGCAAUUUCUGAUUGCGGUGAACAUUGCUUGAUGAAAUAAUUAUUUAAUCGCUAUCAACAAAUUAUCCCCGUAAUUACCGCUAUUCGUCGUCACAAUUUACAAAUACGUUUUGUUUCACCGUUUUUUAUUCCGAAUUUGCUAAUUUUGUUAAUGAAAGUUAAACCGUCGUCGCUUGUUUUAAUCAAUUACAAGCGUGAAUCGAUUUAAAAUUAAAACCGGUGCAUCCGAUGUAUUACUUCCAGCACGGCCGAUCAACCUCACCAUUACACAAACAAAAUAUAUAUACAUGUAUACAAUAUAUAAUUUGAAAACACCACAAUACACGGAGAUGGUACUUUUAUCAGGGCUACAGAUAAGAUUUCAUGUCAAUUAGUUUUCACUACAAGCUUUUUGAAGCAAUUAGUUUUUUUCCCUCAAAACUUUUUGUCAAUUAGUUUUUUACAAUUUAAUGAAAACUUACCUAUAUUUCAGGGCAAGAUGAGCUCUUUAAUUUACAGGUAGCCUUGGUAUUGAUAAUUCUCAGCCAAUUCUUGUUCCAGUCAUUAAUUCACAAUUUUAAAUGUUUUAAAUGAUUGAUUGUAACUGUAAAUUGUUUAUUGAAAAAUGGAAGAUGAGUCAUUUUAUUUUAACAAUCCUGCCGUUCAGUCUGAGAGCACACUCUUUUAGCUCUGGUUUUGAAAUCCUGGACUAGUCUACCCUUUCUGCUUUUUUUCUUGCUAAGCCGCAGCUGAACUGAUUUUUGUGGAUUAAAUGAUGAUAUGUCACACUUGGUCAUUGCAAUGAAUAUCAAUGUGUCAAGAUUUUCUGGCUUUAAAGACCCUCUGCACUUGUUCUUUAUACGGUUUUGGGUACUAAAGCUUCUCUCACACUCCACACUGGUAAUUGAGAAGCAAAGAGCUAUGAUGCAUAACAUAACAAAUUCUGUCAAGUCUUCAUGCAUCAAGAUGACCCUUUUACACAGAUUCUGCAGUGAAUAGUUUUUGUAUGAGCCCUGUAGCAUGCCCUUCAUACUUGGCCAAUGUUUUUAAGUUUCUCUUUGUCUAACAAUUUGUGCACCACUUUGGUUUCUAUAUCAAUUCCUUCCAAAAGAUUGCCAUGGUAUAUUUGUGCAUCUUAAUCUUCUCCAUAGAGGAAGCCAACUUUCUCCAAAGCAUCUAGUGACUCUGUCUCACUGGACACAGUUACUACCAAAGGUUCCAAUAACAAGCUCAAAUCUUUAAAUAUUUCACUGUCCUCUUUCGGAAAUCUGUGCCUGAUGUUCUUCUGCAACUUUUCUACAUACCUUGUUCUCAAUGAUGAAAAAUCAUGGUUAAUGUUUUCUGAAUAUCUUAAAAGUUUUUCUUCAUCUAGAUAAGCCACUGUCUUGGAAUCUUCCUGUUUUAACUCAAUGCACCGUUUCAUAGCUUUCAAAUUAUCACUAUCAUUGGAUUCCAAGUGUUUAAGUUGACCUAGUGUGCCAUCAAGAAAGGGUUGUAUCUGACUAAAACAAAGAUUUUGUUGCUGUAGCUGCUGGCUGAAAACAGCCACACACUCGUGCACAUCUAGCAUCAGAGCAACAAGCAACACAGUUUUAUAAUCUGAAAAGUACUUCGAGAGACCUUUUGCUGUUGAAGAUUCACUGGCGAAGCUCGUGAGUGUAGCUAGGAGGGAGCUGUACGAUUCAUAUACUGCCUUAACUGCAUUUCUUAAACCUAACCAUCUUAUACUAUAAGGUUCUUUUAUAGUUAAUUCUGGUUCUGUCAACACUGCAUGCAGAUCUGGCAGGCGUUCCAUUCGGAUACUUGAGUUACUCAUAAAGUGGUACAAUGCACCAAACUUCUCUUUAAACUUUUCAAGAACUUCAUCUUUCUUAAUUGAGUCAAUCACAGCCAGAUUCAACCUGUGUGCAAUACAAUGAGUUUGUAACAUAAAUGGUGAAUAUUUCGAUCUAAGCUGCACACCAACACCUGCCUUUCUGCCAGUCAUUACAGAGGCACCGUCUGUAGCUAGAGACACAAUCUUACCAAGGUCAAGACCUAAUCCCUCUAGACAACUUAUUACUUCUUGUACUAUGGUGUAGGCCUUACCAUCUUUAAUGUGAAUGUUUCCUAAAAAUUUUGUCACAAUUUCCCCAUUAUUGACAUACCUGACACAGAUGGAUAAGUGUUUCUGUACUGUAAGGUCAGUACUUUCAUCCAGCAUAACUGAGUACACAUCAGAGGUUAUAAGUUCUGCUACCAGAUCUCUUUGAAAUACAGUCUUGAUGCAUCCUUGAAUUUCUGACACUGUAUCCCAGCUUAGAUUUUUAUAUUUAAUGUCAGUCCCAUUCAAUCUCUGGAGUUCAAGUAGACUAUUAACUUUCCACAAGGGCAGUUCCUCGCAUGCAGCAUAAUAAACAGUGCGAAACAAUUUUAUAUCAUCAUCUUCCACUUUUUCAUUGGUAGCAACAGGCAUUUCUUCAAUACAAGAGGCCGAAGCUUCUGCUCUGGAAGUUAACAUUUUUUUCUCGGCAACCCUGUGUUCAGUACAAUUAUUGUGCUUGACUAUCGUGUCCUUUUGAAUAUUGCAUGAUCCAGCCCUAGCCCAUACUGUCGUAACAUUACCUUUCAUACAAAAGUUGCACUUAAAGCGCAUUUCCAAUCCCUCGCCUUCAACAACGAGCCAGUGAAAGUCAGUUUUCCACGAUGCUAUUUGUUUUGAUGAGACAGAAUCGCCGCGGUGUUUUGCGACGACUGCGUCUAAGGUUUUCACCACCUCCACUAUCAAAUCAUGAAUAAUACUUUUGACAACAUCUCUUCCCGAUGGUUCGGACCGCGAAACAAACUUCAAUAUACUCGGCGCGCACGUCGUUGCUGAACUUUUACUAACCCGGCCGCGCUUAGCAGCCGACAUUUUUCACGUUGUAUUUACCGUAAGUAACUUGUUUAUAUAGACACCGGCCGGAAACGGUGUCAACUAUUACGGCCGCACUAAAAUUACUUCGACACCGGUUUAAGGCAGGAGUUGGCCGCUUCAGUAGUCGGAACAAAGAGUAGAUCGAUGUUUAUAAACUUGCAUUUAUGUCGGCAAUAAUAACGCGGUACGAAAGGAAACAGUAUAAUUAAAACGAUCAUGAAUUGAUUGAAAUUCGUUUUUCCUCCUUCACGUUUUCUGCCAAAUACAAAUCGUAAUAACGAUAAAACGAUCCUUAUCUGUAGCCCUGUUUUAUCACAAUGUCCGUCAGGCAUUAUUUAUAUUGACGUUUUUGUACUUGACCGUAGUCGAUCCCAAAAUUAAAAUCUCUAUAUUGUUGGUUUUCAACCGAUUUCAACCGGAUUUUCAGUGAUAACCUCAAAAGAAACACAAUUUCUUACGAUUCUGUGACUGUCCAUAUAUAAAGCUAUAACCGGGGACUUUAAAUAGGGUGCCGUUUGUCCGAGUUUACAAUUAAAUCCGGUGCCGAUUUUCCAGGUCGACAAAUUUACAGGGUGCCGACUGUCGGCGUAUGCAAAAAACACUGGGUGCCGAUUAUCCGGGUGCCGUUUGUCCUACAAUCUAGUUUAAUAUUGUGCAAUAUUUUGUAUGUAUGAAUUCACAUAUUUUCUGUCAGGUGUAAUACAUGUUUUGGGAAAUAAUUACAAUGUUAACCAGUAA
This is a messenger RNA of Dreissena polymorpha, 6120 nucleotides long. Its product is annotated as male-enhanced antigen 1-like. The transcript is spliced from 6 exons. Gene Ontology annotation, biological process: spermatogenesis. The coding region runs from base 49 to 723 and encodes 224 amino acids. NCBI's taxonomy places the organism in Eukaryota, Metazoa, Mollusca, Bivalvia, Myida, Dreissenidae. The record is from RefSeq and is a predicted model, not a curated record.